AUGGACGAUACUUUAGCAGUUAUCGAAUUAUUAAGUAAUAAAGUCAAACAUGGCAUGGACGUUUUAAAUGCAUCCGACAAAUAUCUUGAAACAAUGGAUGAAGCCUUACUAGACAAGUUAGAAACAUUGUCGAUCGCUACAACCUCAGUAGAAGGCAGAACAAUGCGUGUUAACAGCGGUGGACCAUUGUUUCCAAGGUUUCCAUCUUGUGCGACUCCGGCUGCUCCUCUGUCGGAGGACGAGGACGAAGUCCCGUCUCGAAACGCAUUGAAAAGGCAAGCGCAGUUACUCGUUGAUACCAAAAGCCGUCGUAAAGGAUUCGCCUUUAGAAGAUGA
Atta colombica is the source of this 336-nucleotide messenger RNA. RefSeq lists its product as uncharacterized. Lineage: Eukaryota; Metazoa; Arthropoda; Insecta; Hymenoptera; Formicidae. The record is from RefSeq and is a predicted model, not a curated record. Bases 1 to 336 code for a protein of 111 amino acids. The transcript is spliced from 2 exons.